AUGUCUUCCUUUCAAGAUCAGGAUUCCCGGCCCGCGCCAAAAGACUUGACCCAUCACUUCAGUCGAACCACCAAGGCGCGCGUGCCCAGCUCCAUCAAGCAGUUCUACAAAUACUUCCAAAUCCCCGGCAUUGGCCAGCUUGCCGGCGGCCUGCCCAAUCAAUACUACUUUCCCUUUGACACCUUGGAAGCCAGUGUCGCUCGUCCUGACCGAUGGAAGCCCACCCCGAACACCCCAGUGGACCCACCGCCCGCGGCCGAUGAUGCAGAUGUCAUUGCCCGUUUGAGUCUACAAGAGAAGAAGAGCAACAAGAAUGCCGUUUCAUCAACCAGCUCCCCGCUCAACCAGCCUCAAGAUGCCAUCAGAGUUCCCCACACCAGCUCUCAGAAGGAUUUAUUGAAGAAGAUCGACCUCGCAACCGCGCUCCAAUACGGCCAAGCUCAAGGCUAUCCGCCAUUGUACUACUUCAUCCGCCAAUUCACCCAGAACCAUCUGCACCCCAAUUGUCCCUACAAGGGCGGGCCGGAAGUCAUUCUCUCCGCAGGCAACACCGAUGGGUGGAGCAAGGUGCUGCAGACGUUCACCAACGAGUGGAGUGAAGAGAAGGAUUGGGUGAGGGACCGGGAUGGAGUGUUGGUCGAGCACUUUACUUUUGGGAAUGCCAUGACAGCCGUCACGCCAAGAGGUCUCAACAUUGCGCCCGUUGCGAUUGAUGAUGAGGGCAUGCUCGCUGAGGGCCCGGGUGGACUGCGAGAUGUCUUGGAGAACUGGGACUUUAAGAAGGGUCGUCGGCCGAGGCUGAUGUAUACCAUUACAAUGGGCCAAAACCCGACGUCUGGCGUUCUCUCCCUCCAACGUCGAAGGGAUAUCUACGAACUCUGCUGCAAGUACGAUGUGAUCAUCGUCGAGGACGAUCCGUACUGGUAUCUCCAAUACCCUACCGCCACGGCAAAGAACACGACCACGACUUUCCAUCCUUCUAACCAAGACUUCAACCCCGACGUGCCCAUGUUCGCCAAUGCCGAGCCGCGACCUGCAGGGUGGAAGUCGAGCGGCUACGACUUCCUCGACUCCAUUGUUCCCUCCUCCAUCCAAAUCGACACAGAGGGGCGCGUCAUCAGACUUGACACCUUCUCCAAGACCGUCGCUCCGGGCUGCCGAGUGGGCUGGAUCACGGCGCAGCCGGCAGUCAUUGAGAAGAUUCAGUACAUCACAGAGACAUCUACUCAGCAGCCAUCGGGCUUUGUGCAAAGCAUGCUCGCCGAGCUGCUCCUCGGUCCCGACCACAGCGGCAUUGAAUCUGGAAAGCCGAAAGAUGGAAAGGGCGGGCUGCAGGAUGGGAAAGGAUGGAAGGCGGACGGCUGGGUGCGAUGGAUCGAAGGGCUGAGGGGGAACUAUGAACGCCGCAUGAAUAAGAUGGCGACUAUUAUCGACAACGGAAAGUAUCUGGUGAAGAGCGGAAGGAGAAGUAGUCUCGGCGAUGACGAAGAAGAGUGGAGCGUAAUUGAGAAGAAGCAGAUCAUGUCGUUUGACUGGCCGGUCGGCGGCAUGUUCCUCUGGCUCAAGAUCGUCUUCGAAAACCACCCGCUCUACUCCACGUUCAAAAAGUCGAGCGAAAUGGAGCGCCUCGCUCGCGCCCUGUGGCUCUUCCUGACCACCAAGCCUUAUCUGGUCCUCGCAUCCCCAGGCGGGAUCUUCUCCCCCUCGGCCGAGAUCCGGGAGCGAGACGGCUGGAAGUACUUCCGCCUUUGCUUCGCCGCCGUCAACGAUGACGAGGUCGAGCCCAUUUCGCAUCGGCUGGUGGACGGCAUCAAUGCUUUCUUCCGCAUCAAGGACCGAAAGACGAUUGAGAAGUUGCUCGAGGAGGAGGAUGCCAGUGUUGCGGAUAGAGUGGGGACCGUCGCGGGCGUGGCGCAGAUGCUUGGGCCUUGCUGAUGUGUGCGACAUCCGUAUGGCAGGUUACGAACAAUUUACGCCGGGAUUGCGAUACGUGUCUCUACAUACUGACCGUUGAUGGUAUCAGCCCAAUGCAAGGCUGUGCACACUGAGUAAGCGUUCGUCAGCCACGCGUCCACGCAUUCAGCAGUCUCAGCCGUUAGAGGCAGUUCAACUUGUCAUCGCUUCCGUCUCACUUCACUUUCUGAGGAAAGCCCGAGAGGCCCAGUCAGCUACGCUUGAGCCCCUUCUGGAAGUGGUUCAGUUCCCUUUGAAGCCAGCCUGC
This is a messenger RNA of Neohortaea acidophila, 2221 nucleotides long. Its product is annotated as aromatic amino acid aminotransferase 1. Gene Ontology annotation, biological process: biosynthetic process. The transcript is spliced from 3 exons. Bases 1 to 1935 code for a protein of 644 amino acids. Lineage: Eukaryota; Fungi; Ascomycota; Dothideomycetes; Mycosphaerellales; Teratosphaeriaceae. The record is from RefSeq and is a predicted model, not a curated record. Gene Ontology annotation, molecular function: pyridoxal phosphate binding; transaminase activity.